Echinococcus granulosus is the source of this 618-nucleotide messenger RNA. RefSeq names its product Pleckstriny domain-containing family A member. Gene Ontology annotation, cellular component: membrane; cytosol; cytoplasm. Gene Ontology annotation, molecular function: ceramide 1-phosphate transfer activity; ceramide 1-phosphate binding. Gene Ontology annotation, biological process: ceramide transport; intermembrane lipid transfer. The coding region runs from base 1 to 618 and encodes 205 amino acids. Lineage: Eukaryota; Metazoa; Platyhelminthes; Cestoda; Cyclophyllidea; Taeniidae. The record is from RefSeq and is a predicted model, not a curated record. The transcript has 5 exons.
AUGUGCGAAGCUCCGGAAACUUUUUUUGAUAAUUUCCCAAAAAACCCGACGGAUGAAGUAGUUCUUAAUAUUGAAUCAUUGACACAGUUUGCAAGCAAUAUCGUUGCAUUUUGCGAGCUCCAAGGUAAAGCUUUGUAUCUGAUUAAAAAUGACGUUGGGGGAAACAUAAAGAAAAUAACUAAUUCAUGCGGGAAAUACAAAGCCUCCACCGUUGAAGAAAUGUUGGUCAAGGAGAAGGAAGCCAAAGUCAACAAAAAUGAUAAUUCGGGGUCUAUUGGUCUCUUAUGGCUAACACGAGCAAUAGAAUUGGUAAUUGAGGUGAUGGUUGAACUACCCACAUCUUCCGACCGUAAUAUGCGGGAGAUCGGACGCGCCGCUUAUGCAAAAACGCUAAUGAAGCAUCACAAUGCCAUAAUGAAGAAUCUCUUUUACGCUGGUUUGGCACUCUUCCCUGACAAACAUUCUUUUCUUUUGCGUUUGGCUUACAAUAAGCCCAAUAUGGAUACUCAGCUUUUGAAAGAAUGUGUCAAUACAACUGCUAAAAUCAGCGCCUUUCCAAAUGAGGAGGAGUGCUUAUGCUCGAAGGAAAAACGGAACUACAAGGUUCUGGUCAUUUGA